UCUUUAGUGGGGUUCAUUCCCCCUAUGUGUUCCCAUAGGAUGCUGCUGUGGGUGCUGCCUGAAGGGGCCAAAAGGAUCCACUGGGGCUCAGGGAUCAACGUGUGACACCCUCAGCCAUCGCUUUAAGUACAGAGACACAACAUUGCCAGGCUGGAUGUGGCUCUGGGCAGCCUGGGCUGCUGGUUGGGGGCCCUGCACAGAGCAGGGGGUUGGAGCUGGAUGAGCAUUGUGGGCCUGUGCAACCCAGGUCAUUCUAUGGUUCUAUGAACACCAGUGGGGGAAAUAGCAGCUCUGAGAGCUGUGCUAAUAGAAAUAAAUGGGGGCUGGGAGCACCUGUGCUCUGUUCCUCUGCUCCCUGCUCAAAGGUGCACACGGGACAUGGAGCUGGGCUGCACAUUCUCUGCUUCCCAAUAGGAAGAAAACCACCCCAGAAUUCCAUCUCUGAUCUUUCCCAUCCGCUGCCCCCACAGCCUCGUGCUGCAGGAGCUGCUCAGUGCUGUCUGUGCCACCAACAGGGUCAGGGGGGUCCUUCAAACGAGGGAGAUUUGCAGCGUGCCAUCGUCUGCUGAUUGCCAGCACGGAUGUGGGGGCUGCAUGAUGGGGCUGGUGGGUGUCACUUACUGUGAUUGCUUCCCUGAUCUCUGUGUAAUCCAACAGGCAAUUGAGCACAAAACAACAUGUUUUGCUCGCUGCAAACUCCAGCUCUGGGUCAGCUUCCAUUUGCAGUGGGAAUCCAAUGGCCCCGUGCCUCCCCUCCACCACCAUCAGCCCAUACACAGUGACCGCCCCCACCUGCAGCCCUGCCCAGCAGGAGCCCCUUGGCCACAAACCCCAAAACACCACUCCUGUAUCACCCACCGACCCCAUUUCCUGUCCUAAAAACCCACCCAGCAGCCCGUAACCUCCAUGAACCAAAGAACUGAACCGCUCCUCCCUCAGGAUGGGGGUCUCAAUAAUAGGGCCAGGGUGAGCUGCCAGCUCUGCCCUGUUCCCUCUUUGGUUCACAGCUGCACCCCGCUGCAGUUUUCCUCUCUGGUUCAAUCACAUUGAGCAGCAGCAGCAGCUCCCGGGAUCUGCUUUGCUCUCUCAACUAUCAAACAGACUUUUGCAAGCUGCAGGAACCCAGCAAAACCCGACCUCCUCCAUGCAGCCCCUGGUAAGGACCAGAGCUCUGCCUGGAUAACGCAGCAGGGAGGCUCCCAGCUCUGCCCUGUGCAGGGCUCUGCCAUUUACAGACACCCGGCCAUGGUUUGGGGUCCUGCAGCUCCCAGGGUUUGACACAGAGCUUUUGAAUUGUGGACCCGAUGCUGGUGGGUGCCCAGACGAUGAGCUGCUGUGCGGUGAGAUGCUGCAGGAAGCUCUGGGGGGGGAACGGGGCUGAUCCCUGAUCCCAAGAGAAGGAAAAGGGUUAAAGGACUGUCUGAGAGCAGCGCAGAGAUGCUCACGUGUCGCACCACCUCCAUGCACUGCCAUCCCCUCGGCUGCUCAGGACCAGUUUGGGGUUUGGGGUGGUGGGGAAACGUGUGACAGCUGAAAAAUGAGCUGCUGGGCAGUGAGAGACGAUCUGAGAGGAGGAAUCCGCCUCGAGCAAAGAGGAUUUUAGCACCUUGGGCUGAGCCAACAGACCUCUGCCAUCCCAUCCCACUGGGAACUGUUUGCACACCCUCCAGGAGCAGCUUAAAGCCAUCGGGACACCAGCACUGGGCAGGAGCAGGGGAAGCUGUGGGGUGAACGUCCAGCAUGGCAGCCCCGUGCAAUCAUCCAUCCCCAUAGCGCUGCCCCACUGACGCCUCCAUGGGGACCUGGUUUGGGAGGGCGCUCCCUGAGGAUGCUGCAUCUCAGCCCACAGCUCAGCUCACCCCAUAGCCCACAGCGCUGGGACGCAGCUCCCAUCCAUCGCUGGCUCCAUCCCAUGGGGGCUGUGGGCAGGGGAGGCGUCGUGGCUGCUCUGCUCUGCUGCUGCCUGCUGGGCUCUGCCCGGGCUCUGGUGGACCCUGAUGAUGUUCUCACUAAGGAAGAGCAGAUUUACCUCCUGGUGGAAGCUAGAGAGAAAUGCCAGAGGGACAUCAGAGCUCAGCUGGAGAAGGUCAAAGACACCAGCUGCCUCCCAGAAUGGGAUGGGAUCAUUUGCUGGCCCAAAGGCUCCCCCAGCCAGGAGGUGGCCGUGCCCUGCCCUGACUACAUCUAUGACUUCAACCAUAAAGGCCGUGCCUACAGGUACUGCAGUGCUUACGGGACCUGGGAAGUGACCCUCAGCCUCAACAAGACCUGGGCCAAUUACACUGAAUGCGCCCUGCUCUUCUCCUCCGAGAGCCGGAGCCGUGAGAAGGAGGUGUUUGACCGCCUGCACUUGAUGUACACCAUCGGCUACUCCAUCUCCUUGGCCUCCCUCAUUGUCGCUGUCUGCAUCCUCUCCUAUUUCAAGCGCCUGCACUGCACUCGCAACUACAUCCACAUGCAUCUCUUCACCUCCUUCAUCUGCCGGGCUGCCAGCAUCUUCCUGAAGGACGCCGUGCUCUACUCGGGCAGCGACGCGAAGCUGCGGGAGGAGGAGCUGGGGGCAGAGCUGGGCCAACGCAGCCACCUGGUUGGCUGCAAGGUGGUGGUGACGCUCUUCCUCUACUUCCUGGCCACCAACCACUACUGGAUCCUGGUGGAAGGGCUCUACCUCCACAGCCUGAUCUUCAUGGCCUUCCUCUCCAACAAGAACUACCUGUGGGUCCUCAUCAUCAUCGGCUGGGGUCUCCCUGCUGUGUUCGUGUCCAUCUGGGCCAGCGUCAGGGCCUCCCUGGCAGACACACAAUGCUGGGAUCUCAGCGCAGGGAACAUGAAGUGGAUUUACCAGGUCCCCAUCCUGGCUGCUGUUGUGGUGAACUUCUUCCUCUUCCUCAACAUCGUGCGGGUGCUGGCAUCCAAACUCUGGGAGACAAACACAGGGAAGCUGGACCCCCGGCAGCAGUACAGGAAGCUGCUGAAGUCCACACUGGUCCUGAUGCCGCUUUUUGGGGUGCACUACGUGGUGUUCAUGGCCAUGCCAUACACCGAAGUCUCCGGGGUCCUGUGGCAGAUCCAGAUGCAUUACGAGAUGCUCUUUAACUCCUCUCAGGGUUUCUUUGUGGCUUUUAUCUACUGCUUUUGCAAUGGGGAGGUGCAGGCAGAGAUUAAAAAAGCCCAUUUUCGGAGAAGCCUGGCGCUGGACUUCAAGCAGAAGGCGCGUGCCAGCAGCGCAGCAGGGAGCUGCUGUUAUGGUGGGCUGAUGUCCCACGGCACCACCAGCUUCAGUGUGAGCCUGACAGGGCGAGGGCCGGGGGGCACACAGCCCCGGGGGCUGCUCCUCCCUGCCCGUGGCAGCCUGCCGGGCUACACCCCCAGCUCCUGUGCUGCGGAUCUUCUGCCCCAUCUGACACAGGGGAUGAGCCAGAAAACCUGUGGGGAAAACACCGUGGGCUUCAAAGACCUGGAUGAGAAUCAGCCCAGUCGGAACAAAGAGCUGGAGACGACGCUAUGAAGUUAAUGCUGCAUCUCCCAGCUGGACUCAUCUGUGUGUUUUGGGCAACUUUUGUGCUUGCAUGGAGAGCUGGGGUGCAGGAUAGCAGCUGAAUCAACUCAUUGCUCUUGGGACCACGUGCUCUUGCUCCUUCUUGUAUCUACCAGGCCUGAAAGUGAGCAACAGUUCAAAACUUCAUUUCCUUCCCUGUGCAGGUGAUUGGUGUAAGUGAUGUCUGCAUGCAAAGCCUUGAAUCAUCACAGGAAACGGUCCUCCAGGCUCAAUGCCAUUUUGUGAUGGUCUGGAAAGUGACUUCAGCUCCAGCGCAUACAAAGCUGAGCCAACGAGACUGCGGUCUUUGUGUCUGACUCCUCUGUUCAGCACCCAUUCCUGCUGUACAGUGUGAGAGGGGGCAGAGCAGCUCACCCCACCCUCACCUACAUCCUUGUACAGGAUGCAGUGAUCAGUUACAGGAGGACAGAUGGGGGUGUGAAGCCCAGCCAACAUCACAGCAUCACAGCCCCCCCAGCUCUGCCCUCCCUGCUCAUUCCUGGUCACAGCCAGCCCAGCUCCCUGCUGCCCCCCCUGCGAGGCAAUGCUCACUGCUGGGUAAAGACUGAGACUCCUGCCAUGCCCUGCCCAGACUAAUGGGUGGGAGAGAGAAUUACAGCACUGCUGGGAGUGGGGAUAUACUUGUUCUAAUGAGACAGUAAGUUCAUAAUAAAGAUAGAGACAGAGAGCAUGUGAAUAAUUGCGUGUGCAUUCAUAAACCUCUCCAGUGAAAAGCUAAGAUGUAAACAGAGACACAAGGAUUAGAAAUAACUGUAGGGAGACCAGCAGGCAGGGGCCAGCAAGACAGAGAGGGGCACCAGCAUCAGCGCACCUUCAUCACCUCCCACUCUUUUUGCUCCACCGUGGAGCACGAGAGGCAGGGGGUGACUGAUGCUCAAGCACAGAGGCAGGAGCAGGAUUAUAUUUUACAGACUAACCUGAGCUUCUUGCAGUUGAUUUGCUCAGCUGAUUUGUGCUCCUGACUCUUUAGAAGAAAGCACAGCCUGCCACUGCAAGGAGACAGCCUCUUUUUCAGGGUAGUUGGCAUGCAGCUCACACUGCUACCUUGUUCUGUGCAAGAGGAAUCAGCCCUGUUAUCCAUCUAACACAGACCUGUGAGCUGACAUUUAUAGCUCUCUGCCAUUGAUCAAUAUUUACUUGUCCGAGUCUCCGGGGGCUCCUGGUAGCUGAGAAAGGGGUGAGGAAUUUCAGUAAUCCUCUCAGAACAGCAGAGGGAUGCAUUUAAAAGAAGGGGUGAAAGCACAUGCUACAGACAGGCCAGUUCCCAGAGGCAGCAACAUGAAACCAAGGAGGGAGGGAGCAGAAGGCAGCUUCAGAUCAUAGAGCCAUUUUCAUCCUCAUCUCAAUAAUGAGUAGUAAAUAAACACUUCAGUCUUGCAGAGUUCAAACCAGUGCAAAAAGUGAUAAUUCAAAUGAAAGUUGUCCUAAAAACUGUAUUGGAGCUGUUUAUGAGGGGGCUUGAAGAGUCAAACUGUGACUGAAUCGAGGACGUUUGCAAUGCAAGGCACAUCAUGAGCAUUACUGAGUUCUCCUUCCAGCCCUACGAUGGGUUGGGAUCAGCACUUC
This is a messenger RNA of Coturnix japonica (Japanese quail), 5125 nucleotides long. RefSeq names its product parathyroid hormone/parathyroid hormone-related peptide receptor-like. Gene Ontology annotation, cellular component: plasma membrane. The record is from RefSeq and is a predicted model, not a curated record. Gene Ontology annotation, molecular function: G protein-coupled peptide receptor activity; peptide hormone binding; parathyroid hormone receptor activity. NCBI's taxonomy places the organism in Eukaryota, Metazoa, Chordata, Aves, Galliformes, Phasianidae. Gene Ontology annotation, biological process: adenylate cyclase-modulating G protein-coupled receptor signaling pathway; cell surface receptor signaling pathway.